AUGGGUCGCAAGUCACACGGGCUCGGCAGGAAAUGUGCAUUUUGCGACCGCCGAUUCACCAGGAACGAACAUCUUCAGCGUCACCAACGGCAUCACACGGGCGAAAAGCCAUUCGAGUGCCACCUCUGUCACAAAGCUUAUGCGAGAAGCGACGUCCUUGCCCGCCACGUUCGCAACCACAGUCUAGAAGACAAAGGCGACAACGAUGAGACCGACGAUCGGGACACGUCCACUCUCGCCACUACUGAACGCUCCACGGAACAACAGGUGUUGUUCUCGAAUUACCGGCAGACAAUCCCAACAAGUGAGCAACCCAGUGUCCCUUCACUUGCAGAUGAGCAUGCUGCGGGCAUGAGCUCUACAGUUCUCGACAGCAAUCCGAAUGUGGCCGCCCAAGGUGUCGACACCUCAAUGAUGGCUUCAAUGCAGCAGUUCUCAGAACCGGUGCUUACGACCUCAUCAUUCGAUCAGUCUCAAAUGACCGCCGGGGCCGGUUUCGAUCUGACGAUGCCGCCAUACGAGUACAACGUGAACUUUCCUUCGGUAUAUGAAGCUCUCGAUGUCUGGUUUGCCCCUUUCGGAUCUGCGGAUCAUAACAUGCUACCAUUCUCUCCCGGCGGAAGAACGACGGUAGACUUGACGACAACAUACGACUCGAAUUCGCUUCAGCUGUCCAAAAGGGUUCAGCAAGCGUGGCCCAGAAGGCGCGCUUCACCAGUCAUACGCGUCAUUCGUACCAUGUGGCGGUGUGCCAGUGAGCACCAGGCCGACAACUUCUUCUCGCUUGCCACAGCCACAACACCGCUCGAGUCAUCGUCAAUGUGUCGAGAUCGCUCUGAAUCGAGAUGGAACAUGGAUGACGAGUGCAGGGCCCGACUGAUAUCCGAUUGUGAGACGAAUUUUCUCCCGGCGGAGAGCUACACUGGUGGUGUUACGGCGCCGGGGUCCCCCCAUAUUUCCGAGCCAUUGCAGAACGAGGAGGUAGAACUCGACGGUCUCUCUCCCGAAGUGCCCCGACUCAAUUUCCCCUCGACUGAAACGCUCGACAUGAGCAUUGACUUUUACUUCCGACGAUUUCAUCCGGUCCUCCCAUUCAUACACGCCGCCACCUUCGACGCAAAGUCUACCCCAAGCUCCUUGCUACUGCCAAUGUGUCUCAUUGGACUGUCGACCCUGAACCCGACCGGGGCCGAGAACUUCAUCCGACAGUAUCUGGGCAAGUUGAUCCGGUUCUGUCGACUCAACCUGACAUACAAGGGGCUCGGAAAGGGAGGGGCUCAGCAGCUCUUGACCUCACUCACAUCUUCUCUCUUGGUAUUGUUUCUGGGCCUCAGCUGUGAGCGUCUCGUCGAUGAACACCAGGCACACAUGCUCGCGAUCCAGACCCUUUUCAUCGCCGACCGCCACGGAAUGUUCACGGCUCAAGACGGCGAGCUGGUGACUGACGAAAUGUUCCGCGUUCAAGCGACUCCGGACGAGGAGUGGAAGGCGUGGGCACGCAUCGAGUCGGUCAAGAGACUGAUUGUAUGCCUGAUAUCGAUUGAUUCAGCGUACACGCGGAUGCUCGAUCUUGCCGCCAACAUCGGCAUAGACCGAAUAGAGGUGGUCUUGCCUUGCGAUUCGGCCCUGUUCGACGCUCCAUCUGCGUCGGUCUUUUUCCAACGGGUGGCAGCCGGAGCUUCGAUGCUGGGCGAACAAGCCGAUCUGGGAGUCGCCACCAAACGAGCAAAGAAGCCGUUGUCUAUACAGCUCGAUUCGCUUGGCCUACGCACCCUCCUUGAUGUUUUAGUCUUGCGCGAAGCGGCAUAUCGGCACAGAUUACUUUCCAAAACACCGUCUGCUCUGAAGAACACUUCGUUUGUCCCUGCAGUCACUUACGCCCAAAAUGAACAAGCAGCCAGUAUUGCACGCGAUUUGGUAUCUGCCGCUCAAAUCAACGGGGCACUGCUGUACCAGGAUGCGUCCACGGCAAUUUUGUGGAACCAUCUAUGUAUGCUCCUGUGCGCGGAUAUCGAUCGCGUCCAAACGGCCUGCGGAAGAAUGGGUCUGGAGGCUGCCCUCAAAGCCCAGAACGACCUGGCGUCAUGGUCGCAGACGGCGAGUGCGCGCCGGGCCAUUAUCCACUCGGCGCAGAUAUUCAACGUCCUUUCGCAGCACAGGGUGUCGGACGUCAAGACUCUGCUACCCGAAUUGAUCCUGUCAAAUGCUGCCCUCGUGAUGGCCAUGUACGUUUGCGCCAAUCAGAUGACUCUGACGGCUUCCAAUGAGCCUCUAGAGCUGCUGCUACGGCCAGACUGGCCGUCGGUUGGUGCUGAAGGCCUCUCUACGCCUUUGCAUGGAACUGCCGCCGCAUCUUCAUCGUCAAACACAAUUCUAACAAAGCGGUUCAUCGCCGAGGGCGGGCCUUUCACAUUUGGUGGUGAAGACUACAUCCCAGGUCCAAUGUCUGCACGGAGGGUGGUCCUCACGUAUGCACAGCUGGUCGACGAGAUCUCACAAAGAGGAGAAUCGGAGCACUCUCGACUGCUUCGCACGAUUAGCGAUUUUCUGGGGGGUGUGUCGAUUUGA
Exophiala oligosperma is the source of this 2568-nucleotide messenger RNA. RefSeq lists its product as uncharacterized. Gene Ontology annotation, biological process: DNA-templated transcription; regulation of transcription by RNA polymerase II. The record is from RefSeq and is a predicted model, not a curated record. The transcript is spliced from 3 exons. The coding region runs from base 1 to 2568 and encodes 855 amino acids. Lineage: Eukaryota; Fungi; Ascomycota; Eurotiomycetes; Chaetothyriales; Herpotrichiellaceae. Gene Ontology annotation, cellular component: chromatin. Gene Ontology annotation, molecular function: zinc ion binding; DNA-binding transcription factor activity, RNA polymerase II-specific; RNA polymerase II cis-regulatory region sequence-specific DNA binding.